UUCAGCCAGGCUGAGAGACCCGGGUUCCAGAAUCCUACGGGAGGGGACGGAAACGACCUCGGCGGCUGGUUCCGAGGCUCUGUGGACCCGGCAGCGGCGGGGUUCCGAAGCCGGCCCACGGCAGAAGCGCUGCCUCUCGGGAGCACCCUAGACUCUGGUCGCUGGCUUAGAACCUGCGACAGUCGUAGUUCCUAGUGCUAAGAGGAGGGUCCGGAAAGAGGAGCCUCAGGAAGGCAGAGCAGGGUAGGCCGCGGCGGGUCUUUCAGGGCUGAUGGUGUAUUCCGAAGUGGGAGUGACCCAGUUUAGAGCAGGUGGUCGGCGGUGGAGGCGGGGUCGGGAAUUUUAUAAAACAGGGCGCAAGGAGUCAUGAGCCACGCCGCGAGGCUCCACAUCUGAAAGCUGGCUGGAUAGACGACGGACCACCGAUGAAGCGGGCCCGAGGCUAAUGCCCCCGGUACACACCUUGACGUUUCUCAGGGUGCCAGGGCAGGAUGUAUACGCUGCUUUCGGGGCUGUACAAGUACAUGUUCCAGAAGGACGAAUACUGUAUCCUGAUCCUGGGCCUGGACAAUGCUGGGAAGACAGUAGACCUUCUUGGAACAAUCAAAAACUCGGUUUAACAAGAACUACAAGGGGAUGAGUCUAUCUAAAAUCACCACCACCGUGGGUCUAAACAUUGGCACUGUGGAUGUGGGGAAGGCUCGUCUCAUGUUCUGGGACUUAGGUGGGCAAGAAGAGCUGCAGUCUUUGUGGGACAAGUACUAUGCAGAGUGCCAUGGUGUCAUCUAUGUCAUUGACUCCACUGAUGAGGAGAGACUGUCAGAAUCCAAAGAAGCAUUUGAGAAGGUGGUUUCGAGUGAAGCAUUGGACGGUGUCCCCAUCCUGGUGUUGGCCAACAAGCAGGAUGUGGAGACCUGCCUCUCCAUUCCUGACAUCAAGACUGCAUUCAGUGACUGUACCUGCAAGAUUGGCCGACGAGACUGUCUGACCCAGGCCUGCUCUGCUCUCACAGGCAAAGGAGUUCGAGAGGGCAUCGAAUGGAUGGUGAAGUGUGUCGUGAGGAACGUUCACCGGCCACCACGGCAGAGGGACAUCACAUAAGCAAUGCCAGCUUCGCAGUCUUGGGACUAUUCAUCCCUGGUGUUGGAGUACUCCCUGCUGGCUGUGUGCCACCGAUGCUGGGGUUGAGCUGGCUGUGUUUGUUCAUUCGUUUAUUCGCUUUAUGUUUUCUCUAAGACAAACUUUUCUCUGUGUCUGGAAAAUCUAGGUAUCCAGAGACAAAUGGGGGGCACACAGGUCAUCCAGCUCUAGAUGCCCUACCUCCCAUUCCACCCCAUUCCAGAUCUGGGACCCUCCCAAACCUGUAAGGAGGGGUUGGGGUGAGGCUACCCCUAGGCUUGCCUGUUGGCACAUUCCAAGUGGAGUUUGAGGGCAUCCUGCUUGAAAUGGGAGGUCUGUUUCUGGCAGCUGCUUUGUCCAGCUUGCCCAUGUAAAAGGUGGGAAUGGCCAGGGCUAAUCCCCACUUGGAGAAAGACUUAGCCCACAUUCCAGAGGCCAGCAUGGUCCCUUGUUUUUUUGUUUGGAGUCGAGUGUGUGUGAGACAAGAGUUUUCCGUAACCCAUGUUAACCCAGAACCCUUUGCCUCCUUCCCUGUACCUGUGGGAAUUGUAGGUGUGGGGGCACCACACUCACCUUUCCACUAGGUUUUGAUACAGUCUCAAGACAGGGUUCAGUAGACCUGCCUGGGAAGUCUGACUUCCCUUAUUCUCUCUGAUUUAUCUCCAAAGGAGAAAGCUUAUCUAGAAAUCUCGCUGAGUGUGCACUUCAGUGCUCCCAUAUUCAGGUUGUGUGAUGUCCUGAGGGCACACCUUUCACCAGGUUAUUAGGUGUUGCUAUAGCCAGUGCAGGUGGGCUUGGUCCCUACAGGGUCCACGUCAGUCAAGUGCUGGAUGGGUGUGAGGUACGGAUUCCUGGGGGGCGGCAGCCCUGCCCACUAAGCCUACUAGGUUAAAUUCUUCCUCAUGUGGCCAGGAUAAGGCUGUAAAAUAAAAAGUGGCUCCUGUUCAAUCAUCCCUUCCAGCAGUCAAACACUGGUUCCCCGCUGUCUGGUGAUUAUAGCCAGAAGCUGCUGCCCUAGAAUGCCUGCUGAGCAGGAGCUACCAGGGAGGUUUGUAGCUGUGGCUAAGCCCCGGGUUCAAGACCUAGUGGCUCCUUCAGGAAGAGGGUAGUGGGUACUCUGAUUCAAGGAGAGGUCCUAUCCCAUAGGUGUCCUAUGACCUGGGUUGAAUCCUUCCUAGAGUAUCCUCCUGGGAAUUAAAGAAUAGGCUGCUCAUAAGAUGGACAAACCAAGGGGAAGUCUAGCAUGGAGCAUCAGACAUUCAAGAUGUCUCUCUGGCCACCUCCCCUCAAUUCUGUGAACAUUGAGCAAGAUUAGGAGCUUCAUGGAGUGACCUUUGGGACAGAGCUGCAGAUUGAGAACAGCUAUCUUUCUGAAAUGAAUAGCUUUAUAAAAAGUCCAGAACUUGGAAGGCAGAGGCAGGCACAUCUCUGUGAGUUCAAGGCCAGCCUAGUCUACAGAGCGAAUGCCAGGGCUGUUAUACAGAGAAACCCUGUCUCAAAACACAGCAAAAAAAUAAAACCUGAGAAGGUGUAAGGUUAGGGUGACAUUGAUUGGGAGCACAGAAUAAAGUCACAUACAGUGCAGAGUUAGCCAGUCACAAGAAAAUUGCUGCAUUAGCAGCUCUACAGAUGAGGCAUCCUAGCCUCGGAAGAGCGUGUAAUCCUGAACUUCACUCCAUUGGAGAGCUGUUACAGAGGCUGCAGGGCCUCCUGUGAUAGUGGUGAACCCCAUUUUCCUGGGUUUACCAGGGCCUGCUGCAGUCACCACAACCCUUUAAAAGAAAUGUCCCAGAAAGUCAAAAUUCCAUGAUGGUGUGUUCAGAGCUCAUACAAAGAAGUCAGGCGAGACCAUAUGGGUUGCUAAGUUCAAAGAACAUUAAACAAGACGUGAAAGUAGGAACAAAAUGCCCAUGGAAACAAAGGGCAGGGCUAUUCAAAGAGGGGCUUUCAGGCUAGACUGCCUGAUAAAAGUCCCUGGAGCCCUCUGUUGGAAAAGGUUAAGGAGGGCCAACAUGUAUUUGGGACUGACACCUGACAUUUCCUGCAAGGAACCUUUUUUCAUCUCCUUGGGCUAACAGAGCCUUUCCAGGGUUCUGACCCUGUCUACAAAGUAAGGAAGAACUGUGUAAAGUUGAAGACCAAGGCCAGGGCAGAGCAGUUACAGUGAGGACAGCACUGUUCUGAACUUGAGCAGCUGGCUGAGGUGCUUGUAGGGCGCAGGCCCCUCUGAGUAUUCCUGUUAUGUUAGGGUAGAAGAGGGCAGGAUUGGGGAAUAUUUGGGGUCUAUCUUCUGUAGUUUAAGUCCUAAGCUCCUAUAGUCUCACUCCAUGCCAGUGCCAGAUGGUGCUGUAAAAGCUAAGAACUCCCAUGCUCAAGCUCAUGGGGAAAGUACACAUAUAUAAGCACCCCAGCUUCCAGUGUAGUUAGGCUGGACAAUUUCAUAUAGAUAAGUCCUGGAACCUCCCAUAAGGGCUUUGAGGCUUGGCUGGUGGAAGGAUGAAGGAGUGACCCCCUAUCAGUUUAGAAGCUGGCUGGACACAGAACACUGCAGGUCUGCAAGAAGGGAUCUUCCCAGAUAGCUGUCCUCCUGUGUUUCAUUUUUUGAGACAAGGCUUCUCUGUGUAGCCCUGGACCAGGCUGGCCUCAAACUCAAAGACAGCCUCCCAAGUGCUGGGAUUAAAAGUGUGUGCCACCA
Molecule: messenger RNA, 3814 nt
Organism: Alexandromys fortis (reed vole)
Lineage: Eukaryota; Metazoa; Chordata; Mammalia; Rodentia; Cricetidae
Gene: Arfrp1
Product: ADP ribosylation factor related protein 1
Exons: 7
Coding region: 637-1101 (154 amino acids)
Biological process (GO): intracellular protein transport; protein localization to Golgi apparatus; Golgi to plasma membrane protein transport
Cellular component (GO): Golgi apparatus
Molecular function (GO): GTPase activity; GTP binding
Source: RefSeq, a predicted model, not a curated record